Molecule: messenger RNA, 924 nt
Organism: Schistosoma spindalis
Lineage: Eukaryota; Metazoa; Platyhelminthes; Trematoda; Strigeidida; Schistosomatidae
Source: the annotation of a GenBank genome assembly
CUUUUUAAAAAUACAAUGGCUCGACAAGGGAAUGGCUCUUCUGAACAGCCGUUGGAAUUAGCUCUCAAAAUAAUUAGUGGAUCCCUUCACUAGCACCCGGGAAAACAAGUGGGACGGUACAAACCAAAAUGUUUUACCAUAUAAAGUUAGAACAUGAAAUAUUAUUACACCCAAAAUAUUUUGGACCGAAUCUAACAGAAACAGUGAAAACCAAGUUGUUUUCGGACGUCGAAGGAACGUGCUCUGGAAAGUAUGGCUUUAUCAUCGCUGUUACGAAUAUAGAGCAUAUCGGUGCUGGUAUGAUACAGCCAAACAGAGGAUUUGUGCAAUACCGUAUAGUAUAUCGUGCCAUCGUCUACCGGCCGUUCAAGGGCGAGGUCGUAGAUGCUAUCGUUACCCAGGUUACUAAAGUUGGUGUGUUUGCGGAAGCUGGCCCUCUCACUAUUUUUAUUUCUAAAUAUUCUGUUCCUUCCAAUAUUAAAUUUGAAGGUGCUGAGACCACUACCGACGGUCUCAACGAAGAAGAUGAAGAAGAGACCCAAACAGUACAGAUUGAAGACCGUAUUAGAAUCCGCAUAAUUGGUCUCCGAGUUGACGCCAGUGAUAUCUUCGCCGUUGGCACACUAAUGGAUGAUUAUCUUGGUCCAUGCACCUAGUUUCUAAACUUUUGAAUUUUAGUAAAUUUGUUCAGACUAUCGUCUUCCAGUGAAAUCGUUUCGAAGAUAACUGCUUUUGUACAAAUAUGGCAAUCGAUUCUACUGUAAAUAUAUACUUUUGUAUAAAUAUAAAUAUUUGUUAGUGAUUAUUGGUACUCCCUUAUUUCCGAAAUAUAUCAGGGAAACAGAAAUAUCAGCAGAAAUGCUGCUUUUCUUAGCAACAAGGGAAGGGAAAGUGAUCAAAAGUAUAUUGUUUAUUCCAGAAAAU